CUUGAAUUGAGCCUGGACACGACCAGCGCAAGUGAGCUAUAACAGCGCAUGCGCAUACUCGAGAAAAGAAGCAUGAUCGCCUGCCUGUUAUUUUACGCUCUCUACCCCCUAUCGCGUUACAUGCUUAGACGAACCACGGUUGUCAAUGGCACGAUGGCAUGUGAUGGUGCUGCUGUUACGAGCAGGGUCUCCGUCAAGUUGGAACAAAUCCUGCCAGACGAGCAGCUCGGCCAAAGCAGUUGGUCGACAAAACACAAGGAGGAAAAGAGGAGUGAACAAUACUCAGUUGAGGAAGACGGGAAGACACGCGAUGCAGAGCAGCUGAUAUGUGUCAGUCAAAAGGACACAAAGAUGGAGGCAGCUUCAAAGACAAGUGAGGCCCAAUAUUCAGCAAAGUCCAGCGACUCAAAGGGAGAAACAGAUAAACAGAAGACACCCAACCAAGAAGUUGGGCAAAUGCACUGUGAGCUUAAGCAACCAAACACUGAAGAAACUGCAGCUGAGGGCAGUGGCACAAUGGCGUGGUAUGGUGCAGCUGUCACAAGUACGAUGCCAAUCAAGUCUCAAGAAAUCUUGCCGGACCAGCGGCUCGACCAAAGCAGUUGGUCUACAGGACAAAAGGAGGAAAAGAUGAGCAAGCAAUACUUCAUUGAGGAAAACAAUAAGACACCAGAUGCAAAACAGCUGAUAUGUGUCCGUCAGAAGGACACAAAAAUUGAGGCAGCUUUAAAAACGGGUGAGGCACAAUAUUCAGCAAAGGGUGAAAAAGAUAAACAGGAGAUGCCCAAAGAAGAAGUAGGGAAAAUGCCCCGUCCACUUAAGCAACCAGUAAAAACUGCAGCUGAGGGCAGUGAGCAGCAUGCCACCUGUCUUAUGGAGACUCUAGCGAAGAUGAAACUUUUAGAAGACUCUGGAAAUGUAGCUGAGUGCAGCAGACAAGAAGCAGAGUGCUGGGAUGAAUAUACUGAUGUAAUGCUGACUGCUCUAACAAAUUCAAAUCGGAAGCAGACAUCACUGCUGUCCAGUGCUAAAAAUCACUUUGCUACCCAAAGUGGAUGGCACUUCCCUGUGGGACCUGGCUUAGUGGAUGAAAUCCAUUGCCCACUCUGGCAUUUUCCUGCUAUGAGCUAUUAUCCUUCAGUGGAACGGACGAGGCCCUUUGAAGUAAUGUGGAGAUUAUGGCAAGAAAGUUUAACAGAGCACUCCGACACAGAUGUCGCUUUCACAAAGCCCUCCAUGGACUUUACAGUCAUGUCCUUCAACAUCUUGGCCCAAGACCUGUUGGAGGCCAACAUGGAGCUGUACACACACUGCCCCCAAGAGGUACUGGAUUGGAGCAACCGCUGCAGCCUGCUUUUGGAGGAAAUACACAGAUGGGCGCCAGAUAUUCUUUGUCUCCAAGAGGUCCAGGAGAACCACUAUCAAACACAACUGUAUCCAGUACUGACUCAGAUGGGCUACAACUGUGUCUACAAGCGGCGCACAGGCAACAAGACAGACGGCUGUGCUACUUGCUAUCGCAGCAGUCGCUUUUCUGAGGUGUCAGUCACACCGAUAGAGUACUUCAGGCCCCAAACUGAGCUUCUGGACCGACACAACGUGGGCAUACUUUUGGUGCUUCAGCCGGUUGUCUACAGGGAGUCCAAGAUCUGGGCGAAGGGCUCGCUACUCUGUGUGGCCAACACACACCUGCUCUUCAAUCCCAGCAGGGGGGAUGUCAAACUGGCUCAGCUGGCCAUAUUGCUGGCAGAGAUCGACAACGUGGUCAAGUUGUGGAGGGCUAAAGGUGAACACUGUAAUGUUAUCAUGUGCGGAGACUUCAAUUCUGUGCCACACAUGCCUCUUUAUCAGCUCAUCACAACUGGGGAGCUCCACUUCCAGGGUCUACCGGCAUGGAUGGUGUCAGGUCAGAAGGAUCUUUCACACAAAGCCACUUGCCACAGACUGUUUGCUCCUCUAUGGCCCAGCUGUCUGGGAAUUUCCGACAGCUGCCAGUAUGUCACUGCCGCUGAGGUGGAUGCAAGCCACAGUCCAGUCACAGAUUUGCUGAGCAGAAAUAAGCAGAAUAUUAGGUUUCAACACAUUAUAAGACAUCAGUUAGACCUGGAGUCCACGUAUAAGCAUACAAUCCCUGACUCUGGUGACUCGGACGUCACAACCCUACACUCUGAAGGUGCUGCCACUGUCGACUAUAUCUUCUAUUCCCCUGAACGCAUCUCAUAUCAAGCAGCAGGCCAGUUUGGCUGUGAAGGUCUGAAGUUGGUUGGUUGUCUCUCACUGCUAUCUGAGGAUACCUUAUGGUCCAUAGAGGGCCUUCCCAGCCACAUAUUCCCAUCUGAUCAUCUCAGUCUUGUGGCUAAAUUCCGGUUGGACCUGAAAGCAGCAGCGUGUUAAAGACAUGUCCAAGGGAGGCACACCAGAAGGAGCAGCACAAUGAAUUGGAUUGCAGCAUGCAAUCAUGAUGCACAAACUGUUUAAUUCUUUAUAAAAACAUAAAAAUAAAAUAAAUUAGUCAAGUUUUUUUUGGGAGGAGGGGCUUGACAUUUCCAUUAACGGGGAAAGAUGAUUUGAGAUAUAGUUUUUUUUAGUUACAAACUUGGUCACAGAAUUAAUUAAACUUGUAUCUCAAAGUGUCAUAGUAUACUGUAGUUCCUCAAAUAGUGUCGUCCAUUUAAAAGAUGAUGAAUGCCUCCCUCCAAUAGACACCACCUUUGUCCGCUAAAUCGAAAAAAAACAAAAAACGGGUAGUAACAGCACAAGGUAGGUUUCCUCUAUUUAAGCCUGUCCUGACAAGCCACAUUUUGAUAUAACGUAUGGCGUGAAGAAGAACUAGUUGCCACAGCGGUGUAAUAAUAUGGUCAUUACACGCCACACUGGGUUACUGCUUUACUUACUGUUUUACAUUUGAUUGUUUUAUAUUCAUGGCCUAGAAUUGCUUUUCAUACAAAUAUUUACGCUAUGACUUUCAACUGCUUAACUUAGGUCAGAUAGGCUACAGUGUGCUCCAGUCGAAGGAACAGAAUUGUCAAAUACAGAGGACCCCCUGUAAUUCAGUUCAGACUCUGUUGUUCACACGCGGACAUUAAAAAGUCAAUUUGAACUCUUGCUGACCAAAACAGCAGCAGCGAAGGAUUGAAAAAAAACCCUCAGAUUAAUUAACGUGGAGUUUUGCCACGUGGUAAACAAGUUCCCUGCGUAGUAUUACAGAUGAUAUUCGGUUAUGUGGAGCUAUACAGUGGUAAUUCGACUUACGAUUCCUGUGACUUAUUUGUCUUAUAUUAUGAGCAAAAAUUUGAGUUAUGAGCGCUAGAUGGUGGCAGCUAAUUUAGCAAGUAGCAGAUAUUUGAACAGCAAACAUAUGUAAACAGACAAUAUAACAGUCCUCACAAGCAUAUAUUCUUUAUCCUCCGUGAAAAAUUACUACUACUGUAGCUUACUAAGUCACUUAAAAAUUUUAAUAUGGAAAAGUUUAUGUAUUUCCAUAAUUCCAUUAAAAAAGUUAAACUUUCAUAAAUUAUAGAUUCAGGACUCACAAUUUAAACAACUUAUUUUUCCAGCUCAUAAAACCCAUGAAAUUAGGAAUUAAAAAAAUUUGAAUACUGUGAAGAAAUCAUUUACUUCUCAGUUUUUGGAGGGGAAAAAAAGAGAGAAAUUAGGGUUACAUUAAAUCAAUCAAUAUAUGGUACUUCGAAACGAUAUGUUAAUCUUCAAUACUUGGUUGGGAAUCCCUUUGCUUUAAUCACUGCCUCGAUGCGCCGUGGCAUUGAGGCAAUCAGCCUGUGGCAUUGCCUGGGAGUUAUAGAAGCCCAGAUUUCCUUGAUGCUUGCUGUCAGUUCAGUUGGCAUCAAACUGGGUUUUGGUGCUUCUGGCGGUAUGGGCAGGGGCCAGGUCCUGCUGGAUGAUGAAAUCUGCAUCUCCAUACAAAUCCUCAGCAGAAGGAAUCAUGGAGUCCGCUAAAACAUAGACUGUUGCGGUGACCUUGGAUUUAAGAAAGCAGAGUUUACCAACACCUGCACUGGACAUUGCACCCCAAAUCAUGACUGACUGGAUAUUUGACACUGGACCUCAAGCAGCUUGUAAAAUUCUAUUCUUCACCCAUCUUCCUCCAAACCCUUGGACCUUGAUUCCCGAAUGAAAGGCACACUUUCAUCUGAAUAGAGGACCUCGGACCACUGGCCAACAGUCCAGUCCUUCUUCUCCUUGGCACAGUUGAGAGGCUUCCUACAUUGGCUCAGGCUCAGAAGUGGCUUGACCCGAAGAACCCGACAGUUGUAGCCCAUCUCCCGGAUGCGUCUGAAUGUGGUGGUUUUUGAAGCUGUGACUCCCGCCUCAUUCCACUCUUUCUGGAUCUCUGCUAGAUUCUUGAAUCUUCUCUGUUUGAUAAUCCAUGGUCAUCUCUUUUGCUGGUGCAUCUUCUACUGCCACAUUUUGUACUUCCACUAGACUUUCCAUUGAUAUGCUUGGACACAGCACUGUAUGAACAGCCAGCCUCCUUAGCGAUGAAGUUUUAUGGCUUACCCAUCCUAUGGAGGGUAUCAAUGAUGGUCUUCUGGUCAGUUAUCAAGUCUGCAGUCUUCCCCAUAUUGAACCCAACUGAGACAAUUGAACGAAACUGAAGCAAUUGAAUGACACCUGGGGAAACCUGUGCAGGUGCUUUGAGUUUAGUAGAUGUGUGUGUGACACUCAGUUUAAAACAUUUAUGGCCUGCAAAAUUUGGGCUGAUUUCGUCACAGUAUUCUAAUUUUUUUUAAUUACUGAUUUCGUGGGUUUUAUUCGCUGGAAGCCCAAUUUAUGUAGAAAUAAACAAAUAAAUACUUGAAAUUGUUUAAAUUGUGGGCCCUGAAUCUAUAAUUUAUGAAAGUUUUAACUUUUUGACUGGAAUUAUGGAAAUAAAUUAACUUUUCCAUGAUAUUCAAAUUUUUUUGGAAAGGGUCUGUAGUUGUGAAACUCUUCUUCAUCAUGUCUGUAGUACACUACCCUCUGAUGACCAAGGUGGGCCCACCAAAAGGAGCAGCAUACUGUCAAUGGUGUUGAACUCAAACAUUAAAUCAUGAUGCAGAAACUGUUUAAUACUUUACAUUGCAUUUAUGUUAUUACUCUGUUGUUGUUUUUUUUAUAAAGUGCAAUACUGUAGAGUGCAAUUUUUCUUAUUAAAAACGUUACAUUCUU
Phyllopteryx taeniolatus (common seadragon) is the source of this 5169-nucleotide messenger RNA. It is a transcript of the gene angel1, whose product is annotated as angel homolog 1 (Drosophila). NCBI's taxonomy places the organism in Eukaryota, Metazoa, Chordata, Actinopteri, Syngnathiformes, Syngnathidae. The record is from RefSeq and is a predicted model, not a curated record. The transcript is spliced from 10 exons. Bases 49 to 2394 code for a protein of 781 amino acids. Gene Ontology annotation, molecular function: 3'-5'-RNA exonuclease activity.